AGCAGCAGGCACCUCUUCGCCAUCGCGCUUGUUCCAUCUCCUGAGGUAGUGCACAGCUGCGGGAUGUCUACGGGUCACACAGUGUGCGUGGUGUCCAGUGGCAACGCUGAGCAGCGGGCGUAUCUUGGGCGGUUGCGGCAGGAGCGAAGGUGUGGCGGGUAAGCGAUUUGCGGAGAUGGAUGGCGGAGAUGGAUGGCGGAGGCUGCGGCCACGGUCUGCGGGCGGAAGAGAUGGAGGCGGUGGCGAUUGCUGUGUCUACCGUCGUCCUAGAGACGAUGAACGAGAUGUCGUCGUCGUCACGAGACGUGGCGAAGCAGCUCUUGGUCCAGUUGUGUGUCGCACUGUCAUCUGGCGUUUUCCCCCGGCAGACCUCGCGAUGGUGGAUCAAACGACGUACUGGCGGAACAUGGGAGGACCUCCGGCAAAGCGAUGACGCCACGGACGAGUACUACCGCCAAAAGUUGCACAUGUCGAUGGCCAUGUUCAAGCAGAUCGUAGCCGCUCUCGCCGCGUUCGUGGAGAAGAAGGUCACGCACUACAGGACGCCAUUGCCAGCGGAGCAGGUUAUCGCUUUCGCGUUGUACAGGUGGGCGUUCGGGGAGACGUACGAGAGUGGCACUUCAGCUUUCGGCAUCGGUAGGGUCACUGGACUGCAGGCCGUCCGCGACGUCACUUCGGCGCUGCUGCGGGUGUACCUCGACACCAUCAAGUGGCCAGUGGGCCGCAGACGUGCGCAGAUUCUCCGCACUUUCUGUGACAAGGGAUUCCCGAACUGCUUCGGCGCCAUCGACUGCACACACAUCUACAUCGACAAGCCCGCCGACGCACCUUCUGCCAACUACUACGACCGCAACCACAAGUUCUCAGUGCAGGCGCAGGUCGUCGUGGAUUUGGAUCUCCGGAUCCUAGACGUCCACGUCGGAUACCCGGGGAGUGUGCACGGCGUCCGCGUCCUGCACAAUUCCCAGCUCUGGAGGCGCGCGCAGACUGGCGAGCUCUUCGACACAGCUCCAGAGAAUUUGUCGCACGGUGUCGUCACGCUAGGAUACCUGCUGGGCGACAACGGUUAUCCUGUUGCCUGUCCAUGGAUCGUGCAGCCAUAUGGAGGAAUAGACCAAGGUCCUGUUGAGGAGCGCUUCGACAACCGGCAGAAGGUGGCGCGGGGGUGUGUGGAGAAGGCGUUCGGCCGACUGAAGUGCAUGUGGCGUCUGUUCUUGCGCACCCACAAGACGAACCUGGAAACAUUGCCACAACAAUUCGUCGCCGUCUGCACUCUCCACCACAUCCUCCUCGAUGCGGGGAUCGACUUCGAUGAGAACCUGUUAUGGGAGGUGGGUCCGGACGGCGUCAGGCGCAGAGUGGACUUGGCCAUUGUCGGGGGCGGCGGAGGCGGGCAGCCACAGAGCUCCAACGUCGAGGGGGAGUUGUUGCGGAACGUGCUUCGCGACCGCCUGGCUUUGAUGUAGG
Molecule: messenger RNA, 1467 nt
Organism: Chara braunii
Lineage: Eukaryota; Viridiplantae; Streptophyta; Charophyceae; Charales; Characeae
Source: the annotation of a GenBank genome assembly